ACCCCCAGAUGAAGCACUAUGCAUACACGUAAGAACUUCACACCUUCAGCAGAAUUUUGACCAAACAGCAGAUGAACUCCCAGAUAGUAUCAUAAAGAGACACAAAACCAGCAUGAGGAACAAGUAUGAAAACUUAUUUGAGGGAAUCCGAACAGGUGGGAAUAAAACCCUCCUAAAUAGGAUUUACACACAGCUCUAUAUCAUAGAGGGAGAGAGUGAAGGAGUGAAUAAAGAACAUGAGGUGCUACAGAUGGAGAAAACAACCAGGAAACACUUCCAAGACACUCCAAUCAACUGUAUAGACAUCUUUAAACCUCUACACGGUCCUGAAAAAGAAAAGCAAGAAGUGAAAAUUAAAGAACCAAAGAAGAGUACAAUGAAGCAGUAUAAAGAGAACAUUAAAGCUGUUUUCAAAUUUAAAAGUCACAGACAGAAAAAAGGAAAAGAGGACAAAAAAACAAAAGUCUCAAAGCUCAGAACUGUCCUGACUAAAGGCAUUGCUGGCAUUGGAAAAACCGUCUCUGUGCAGAAGUUCAUUCUGGACUGGGCUGAAGGAAAAGCCAAUCAGGAUGUAGAUUUCAUGUUUGUGCUUCCGUUCCGGGAGCUGAACUUGAUUAAAGGUAACAAAUACAGUCUUCGUGGACUUCUGUGUGACUUCCAUCCUGAGCUUAAAGACCUCAAUCCAACGAUGUAUGACGAGCUCAAAGUUGUGUUUAUAUUUGAUGGUCUGGAUGAAAACAGAAUUCCACUGAACUUUUCAAAAAGUAAGAAAGUAUCUGACAUCACCAUGACAUCAUCAGUGGGUGUGUUGAUGACAAACCUCAUCAAAGGAGAGCUUCUUCCCUCUGCUCUAAUCUGGAUAACCUCCCGACCAGCAGCAGCCAAUCAGAUCCCUCCUCAGUACAUUAACCGUGUGACAGAAAUUCAGGGAUUCAGUGACCCACAGAAGGAGGAGUACUUCAGGAAGAGGAUCAGUGAUGAAGAGCAAGCCAAGAGAAUCAUCUCCCACAUUAAGACAGUGAGGAGCCUCCACAUCAUGUGCCACAUUCCAGUCUUCUGCUGGAUCUCAGCCACUGUUCUUCAGAGAAUCAUGACACAAAGUAGCACAGAAAUCCCUACAACUCUGACUGAGAUGUACUCACACUUCCUGAUCACUCAGACAAACAUGAAGAAUGAGAAGUAUGAGGACAAAGAUGAGAGGGACCCAGAGAAACUGCUGGAGUCCAAUAGAACUGUGCUUCUGAAACUGGCUGAAUUGGCUUUCAAACAGCUGAUGAAGGGCAAUGUGAUGUUCUAUGAAGAGGACCUGAGAGAGAGCAGCAUUGAUGUCACUGAGGCCUCAGUGUAUUCUGGGAUUUUCACUGAAAUCUUUAGGGAGGAAUCUGUGAUUUAUCAGAGGAAGGUCUACUGCUUUGUUCAUCUGAGCUUUCAAGAGUUCCUGGCAGCGGUUUAUGUGUUUCACUGCUAUGAUAGCAACAACAAGAAGGCGCUGGAUUGUUUUAAACCACAGUUUAAACAGAGGUCUCAGAAACAAGUUCCACUGGAUGAACUACUGGAGAGAGCUGUAGAUAAAGCUGUGGAGAGUCAGAAUGGACACUUGGAUCUUUUCCUCCGUUUCCUGCUGGGCCUCUCACAGGAGUCCAAUCAGAAACUCUUACAGGGCCUUUUGAGGCUCACACACAUCAAUUCAGAGAAAACCAUACAGUACAUCAAGAGCUUAAUUAAAGAGGAUGAUAAACAUUAUCACAUCUCUACUGAGAGAUCCAUCAAUCUGUUUCUCUGUCUGUCUGAAAUGAAAGACCGGUCUCUCUCCAGAGAGCUUCAGGAGUAUCUAAAAUCAGAGAGACACUCAGAAGAAAAGCUCUCUCCUGGACAGUGUUCAGCACUAGCCUGCAUGCUUCUGACCUCAGAGAAAGUGCUGGAUGAGUUGGACGUGAAGAAGUACAACACAUCAGAGGAGGGUUACAGGAGACUGAUCCCAGCUGUGACUGCCUGCAGAAAAGCUCAACUAGCUGGCUGUAAUCUCACUAAGGACUCCUGUGAAACUCUCUGCACUUCUCUACAAUUAGGAAACUCCUUGCUGAAAGAGUUGGACCUCAGUAACAAUGACUUGCAAGAUUCAGGAGUGGAGUUGCUCUCUGCUGGACUGAAGAGUUUACAUUGUAAACUUGAGAUACUCCGAUUAUCUGGGUGUAUGAUAACAGAUGAAGGUUGUUCUUCUCUGGCUUCAGCUCUGAAAUCAAACCCCUUUCACUUGAGAGAACUGGAUAUGACAUAUAAUUACCCAGGACAAUCCGGAGUGAAGCUGCUCUCUGAUCUACUGGAGGAUCCAGACUGUAAACUGGAGAAGUUACAGGUGGAAUUUGGAGGGAAGAACAGGAUGAAACCAGGACUAAAGAAAUAUGCCUGUGAUCUCACUCUGGACCCAAACACAGCACACCCACUUCUCCGCCUGUCUGAAGGGAACAGAAAAGUGGAACGUGUGAGAGAAAAACAGACAUAUCCAGAUCAUCCAGACAGAUUUGAGCGGUGGGGACAGGUUCUGAGUGUGGAGAGUCUGACUGGACGCUGUUACUGGGAGGCUGAGUGGAGCGGGAGGAAGGGAGUUGAUAUAGCUGUGACAUACAGAGGAAUCAGCAGGAAAGAAGAUGGUGAUGACAGUCAGUUUGGUUGUAAUAAACAGUCCUGGAGGUUGAAGCACUAUGGUAACAGUUACUCUGUUUAUCACAAUGGAAAUGAAAUUGUGUCGUUUCCUCACUCAGACCACUGUGACAGAGUAGGAGUGUAUGUGGACUGGCUGGCCGGCACUCUGUCCUUCUACAGCAUCUCACCUGACACACACACAUGGACUCACUUACACACAUUUUACACCGCAUUCACUGAGCCACUCUACGCUGGGCUUGGAGUUGGUCUUGGAUCAUCAGUGCGUGUAUGUGAGAUAGAAUAGCCUCUAUGCACGAUUUUCACUGAUGAUGCACUUUAAUUUCUCACUCUUUCAAUGACAUAACUUAUGUAUAUUGUAUUGUGCCACUCAUCUGUGUGUCCAAGAAGGGACUUUAGGAGAACAGUAUGCAAAUAUGUGCCAUGGGCAGAGUGAAUGUGCCUUUUGCCCUUUAUUGAGUUUCCUAACUUCUGUAAAUAGUACUU
Messenger RNA from Colossoma macropomum (tambaqui), 3147 nucleotides. RefSeq names its product NLR family CARD domain-containing protein 3-like. Gene Ontology annotation, molecular function: protein binding. NCBI's taxonomy places the organism in Eukaryota, Metazoa, Chordata, Actinopteri, Characiformes, Serrasalmidae. The coding region runs from base 113 to 2947 and encodes 944 amino acids. The transcript is spliced from 5 exons. The record is from RefSeq and is a predicted model, not a curated record.